This is a messenger RNA of Punica granatum (pomegranate), 4127 nucleotides long. Lineage: Eukaryota; Viridiplantae; Streptophyta; Magnoliopsida; Myrtales; Lythraceae. The record is from RefSeq and is a predicted model, not a curated record.
UAAUAUUAAAUAAAAAAUAAAAACUCCCAAAUCCCCCGUCUCUCUCUACCCCGCCAUUCUUGUCAUUGCCCCCAGCUCCAUCCAACUCUCUCCCAGUCCUGGGCGCCGCCGUCGCUGCCGCCACCUUCCAGCUGUCCUCCGUCUCGUCAAGACCUUACAUUCCUCCCCAACCUCCGCUGCCACCACCUUCGCUCCCGUCGCCAUGGAGGACGUGGCCGAGGGAAAGGAUUUCUCCUUCCCGAAGCAGGAGGAGUCGAUCCUCCAGUUCUGGGACCAAAUCCAGGCAUUCCACACUCAACUGGAGCGGACAGCUGACAAGCCAGAGUAUGUCUUCUACGACGGGCCCCCGUUCGCCACUGGCCUGCCUCACUAUGGCCACAUACUCGCUGGUACGAUUAAGGACAUUGUAACGAGGUAUCAGACUAUGAGGGGACACCAUGUGACUAGGAGGUUCGGGUGGGACUGCCAUGGGUUGCCUGUUGAGCGGGAGAUCGACAAGAAAUUGGGAAUCGUCAAGAAGGAUGAUGUCUUGGCUCUUGGGAUUGACAAGUACAAUGAGGAAUGCAGGAGUGUGGUCACUAGGUAUGUGGAGGAGUGGGAGAAGAUUAUUACACGUACUGGGCGGUGGAUUGACUUCAAGAAUGAUUAUAAGACUAUGGACUUGAAAUUCAUGGAGAGUGUGUGGUGGGUUUUUGCUAAGCUUUACGAGAAAGGCCUCGUGUACAAAGGAUUUAAGGUCAUGCCAUAUAGCACGGGAUUGAAGACACCAUUGUCGAACUUUGAAGCUGGAGAAAAUUAUAUGGAUGUAUCUGAUCCAGAAAUAAUAGUUGCUUUCCCGAUCCUUGGUGACCCUGAUAAAGCAGCUUUUGUAGCAUGGACCACAACUCCGUGGACACUUCCGAGUAACCUUGCUCUUUGUGUCAAUGCUAAUUUUACCUAUGUCAAGGUUCGCAAUAAGUAUUCUGGAAAAAUAUAUGUUGUUGCUGAAUCAAGGUUGUCUCAACUUCCAAGUGAAAUCCAGAAACAGAAUGUAGUCAGUGGGUCUGUCGGUGAAUCAAAAGCCCCAAAAAGUAAGGGAUCUAAAAAUAAAAAGUCAGAUGAGAUCAGUGCUUAUGAAGUUCUGCAGAAGAUGACAGGGGCUUCUCUGGUUGGAACAAAAUAUGAACCACUGUUCUGCUACUUCUCCGAGUUUGCCGAUACGGCUUUUAGGGUAGUUGCGGACAACUAUGUCACCGAUGAUAGUGGUACUGGAAUUGUCCACUGCGCUCCGGCAUUUGGUGAAGAUGAUUAUCGUGUCUGCAUUGAAAAUAAAAUCAUAGCCAAGGGAGAGGACCUGGUUGUGGCCGUUGAUGAUGAUGGUUGCUUUAUCAGUAAAAUUUCUGAUUUUAGUGGCCGCAAUGUCAAAGAUGCAGAUAAAGACAUCAUUGAAGCAGUGAAGGCCAGAGGCAGACUUGUUAAAUCUGGAAGCUUCACUCACUCUUAUCCAUUUUGUUAUAGAUCACAUACUCCUCUUAUAUAUCGAGCUGUUCCGAGCUGGUUUGUUUGUGUUGAAACCUUGAAAGAGAAGCUGUUGGAGAACAACAAACAGACCUACUGGGUUCCUGAUUAUGUGAAGGAGAAACGGUUCCAUAAUUGGUUGGAAAAUGCAAGGGAUUGGGCUGUCAGUCGAAGCAGAUUCUGGGGCACUCCUCUUCCCAUUUGGAUUAGUGAGGACGGUCAGGAAAUAAUAGUAAUGGACUCAAUUGAAAAGCUUGAGAACCUUUCGGGUGCUAAGAUUUUUGAUCUCCAUCGACAUUAUAUCGAUGACAUAACAAUUCCAUCAAGCCGAGGUCCUGAGUUCGGGGUGCUUAGACGUGUCCAUGAUGUGUUUGACUGUUGGUUCGAGAGUGGGUCCAUGCCCUACGCUUAUCUCCAUUAUCCUUUUGAGAACCUUGAACUCUUUGAGAAAAAUUUUCCAGGGCAUUUUGUUGCCGAGGGCCUUGACCAAACUCGUGGAUGGUUUUAUACUCUUAUGGUGUUGGCCACUGCACUCUUCGGGAAACCUGCAUUUAGGAAUCUUAUUUGCAACGGACUCGUUCUAGCUGCUGAUGGGAAGAAAAUGAGCAAAAGCUUAAAAAAUUACCCUUCACCUUUGGAAGUCAUAGAUGAUUAUGGAGCUGAUGCACUACGUCUGUACCUCAUCAAUUCUCCAGUUGUGCGUGCAGAGACUUUACGCUUCAAGAAGGAAGGUGUCUUCUGUGUUGUCAAAGACGUUUUCCUUCCGUGGUACAAUGCAUAUAGAUUUCUUGUACAAAAUGCUAAGAGACUUGAAUUGGAAGAGGCUGCUCCAUUUGCUCCAAUUGAUCAAGCAUCUCUUCAACGAUCUUCCAAUGUGCUCGAUCAAUGGAUCUACUCUGCAACUCAGACUCUUGUUCAUUUUGUGCAGAAAGAGAUGGACGCAUAUCGCCUCUAUACGGUUGUACCUCAUCUCUUGGGGUUUCUGGACAACCUUACUAACAUAUAUGUGCGCUUUAACCGUAAAAGGCUAAAAGGGCGGACUGGAGAAGAUGAUUGCCGAGCAGCUUUGUCAAUGCUUUUUAAUGUUCUUUUAACUUCUUGUAAAGUGAUGGCUCCGUUCACACCCUUUUUCACUGAAGUUUUAUACCAAAACAUGAGAAAAGUUUGUGAAGAAGCGGAAGAAAGCAUUCACUUCUGCAGUUUCCCCCGGGAAGAAGGGAAGAGAGAGGAAAGAAUUGAACAAAGUGUGACGAGGAUGAAGACAAUUAUUGAUCUCGCCCGCAACAUCCGUGAACGUAACAGCAAGCCUCUUAAAACACCACUCAGGGAGAUGAUAGUAGUCCACUCUGAUGUGGACUUCCUUGAAGAUAUUGCGGGAAAACUAAAAGAGUACAUACUCGAAGAACUUAAUAUAAGGUCUCUUGUGACGUCCAAAGAUAUCUUGAAGUACGCUACCUUACGUGCUGAGCCAGAUUUCAGUGUAUUAGGUAAGCGGCUUGGGAAGUCCAUGGGGAUUGUGGCAAAAGAAGUGAAAGCAAUGUCACAAGAUGACAUUUUGGCAUUUGAGAGAGCAGGAGAGGUUACAGUUGCAACGCAUUGUUUGAAACGGGAGGAUAUUAAGGUUGUCCGUGUUUUCAAGCGUCCAGAUGGCAGAACUGAGAAGGAGAUAGAUGCUGCUGGAGAUGGUGAUGUCCUGGUGAUUUUGGAUUUGCGGCCUGAUGAGUCAUUAUUUGAAGCUGGGGUAGCUCGUGAGGUUGUAAACAGAAUUCAGAAGCUAAGGAAAAAGGUUGGCCUGGAACCAACUGAUGUUGUGGAGGUCUACUUUGAAGCAUUAGAUAAAGAUUCAUCAUUAGAGCAAGUUUUGAAUUCACAGGAAUCCUAUAUUCGGGAGGCAAUUGGUUCCCCUCUGCUUCCUUCUUCGUUGUUGCCGUCUGAUGCUGUCAUCCUCGGGGAGGAAAGUUUUAGCAGUACUGCUAAUAUGUCGGUUGCCAUUAGGUUGGCAAGACCUGCACUUGUGUUUAACUCGGAAGCCAUUCUUGCACUAUAUCAAGGAAACGUGAAAUUCGCUCAAGGUUUGCAGAUAUACUUACAAUCAAGGGAUCACUUCAACUUGAAAUCCGAGUUUCAACAUGGCAGUGGAAAGAUCACGGUCGACUGCCUCGAGAACCAGCCUGCUGUCACAUUAGUGUCAGGCCAUCACGUGUUCUUGACAAUGGGCGACUCCUAUACGAAGAAAAGAUCUGCUUGAAGCAAUAGCACUCAUGCUGAUUCGAUUACAUUGAAAUUGAAAGAGAAACAAAACAGGUACUAUGCUUCUUUUGCUAGGCUGAUGGAGAAUCUCUGUGGGACAGUUCACCAUCAGUCCAAUUUUUCACGUAUUGAGAAAGGGGAUUGUAUUGAUCCGAAAAGUAGGAACACAAUCCCCCAAGAUAGCGUUGCCGAGAAAAACCUUGUAUCAAAUUUUGACUUAGUUUUAGGCUCAGUGUCUUUCGUGCAAAAUAUUCUUUUUCUUGUAAUGUAGAAGCUUACAUGUAGUUCGUUAGAUGCUUUUUGCAAAAAUCUGAACCUCACUGGACGUUUACCAGUCCUUCUCAAUCGAAUGCAACGUACUGAAUUUUUGAGCCAAUAUA